AUGGCGUUGCCCCUUCUUGGCCUUUCUCUCCUGACAUCAGCGGGUCCAUUGCAGCAGCGUGAAGCAGUGCCAACAGCGGGAAAAGCCUAUGGUGGCGACAUGUUUAAUGAUGUGUUUGGCGAAGUCGAAAUUAUGAUGCAAGAGAUUUCAAAUGGCGACAUGUCUGCUAUGGAUGAUAAAAAGACGCAAAAACCCGAGAAAUGUGGAAAGGGGAGUACAGACAAGUGUUGCGUUUGGUAUGAUGUUUCGGCUGAGCUGACAAAACUUUUUGUCGGGCAAGACAGGCAGUGUAAUGACAACGCGCGAGGAGCAGUUCGUAUGGGUUUCCACGACGCUGGAUCCUGGGAGCAGGGCUCUGGCGAUGGUGGCGCUGACGGAUCGCUGAUUAUGGACUUUGGCGAGCAAGAUCGACGCGAAAACAAUGGUCUUCAAAAUAUACGCAACGUGCUACGCGACGUGCAGAAAAAGUACAAGGUGGGAUAUGCCGAUCUUGUACAAUAUGCUCACAAUCACGCCACCGUCUCGUGCCCGAAAGGACCGCGCGUGCGAACAUUCAUCGGACGUAAGGAUGCUACCAAGGCUAAUCAGGGUAGCCUCCUCCCUGAUACGCGCGACGACCCUAACAACCUGAUUGCACUCUUCAAAAGAAAGGGCAUUUCCGAGCGCGAACUUGCAGCUCUCUUGGGUGCUCAUACCACAGCCCGCCAACGUUUUGUCGACACCUCUUCAGCGGCUGUCAACAAGCCUCUCGACGGUACUAAUGGCGUCUGGGAUGUCGAGUUCUACAACGACACACUCAACAACCCCGUCGGCGCGACUGCUAACCAAAAGGUCUUUGUCCUCCCCAGUGACAAGGCGCUCUCGCAGCACCCCAAAGUGAAGGGCGACUGGAGCCGCUUUGUUGGUAACCAAGGUGGUUGGAAUAACGAAUACGCCAGGGCUUACAUCAAGGUCAGCAUGUUUGGAGUCAAGAGGGAACAGCUGCGCAAGAUGGUUGACUGCACCCAGACGCUGCCUGCUAGCCGAAACACUUUUCCAUAG
Exserohilum turcica Et28A is the source of this 1041-nucleotide messenger RNA. RefSeq lists its product as uncharacterized. The record is from RefSeq and is a predicted model, not a curated record. NCBI's taxonomy places the organism in Eukaryota, Fungi, Ascomycota, Dothideomycetes, Pleosporales, Pleosporaceae. Gene Ontology annotation, molecular function: peroxidase activity; heme binding. Gene Ontology annotation, biological process: hydrogen peroxide catabolic process; cellular response to oxidative stress; response to reactive oxygen species. The transcript has 2 exons. Bases 1 to 1041 code for a protein of 346 amino acids.